Messenger RNA from Bicyclus anynana (squinting bush brown), 1942 nucleotides. RefSeq names its product organic cation transporter protein-like. Gene Ontology annotation, cellular component: membrane. Gene Ontology annotation, molecular function: transmembrane transporter activity. Lineage: Eukaryota; Metazoa; Arthropoda; Insecta; Lepidoptera; Nymphalidae. Gene Ontology annotation, biological process: transmembrane transport. The transcript has 8 exons. Bases 1 to 1785 code for a protein of 594 amino acids. The record is from RefSeq and is a predicted model, not a curated record.
AUGAAUAUCUCUAAAAACCAAUUUGAAAUACCAUCCUCGAGGAAUGAUUACAAAAAUGAUUCUUCAGAUACCAAUAAAGGAAUAACAGAUCAUACAGGAGACUGCAAUGCUGAUGAUUUGAUUUUUAAAAUCGUCGGAGAUUUUGGCAAGUGGCAACUGGGGCUGAGCAUUUACAUGGCUUUGUUGAAGUUACCUCUCGCUUGGUACCAGUUGAAUAUAAUUUUCAUGGCACCGCCUCAGGACUUCUGGUGUGCAAAACCACAGUCAUUCAGAACUUACACCGAUCAAGAAUGGCGAGAUGUUUGUGCUCCUAAAAUGGAAGAACACCCUUGCUUGAUAUUCGAUCCAGAGUUACUGCGACUGGAGCCAGCUGUAAACAAAAUGUUUAUUCCAUUGGUGCCUUGUCCGAAGUUCGUAUACGACACCAGUGUGUUCAGACGGACAAUUACUUCUGAUUGGAACCUUGUGUGCUCUAAGCAUUGGUAUAUUCAUCUUACACAAUGCAUAAUGAUGUGGGGUGUCCUGCUCGGUGGUAUAAUUUUUGGUAUUCUAGCCGAUAAAUAUGGGAGGAAGACACCGCUUAUGAUCGCAAUAACCAUGCAAUGCAUCAUGAGUUACGGCACUAGCGUACUGCCGUCAUAUGGACUGUUCUUGAUAUGCUGGUUCAUUCUAGCCAUUGCCUCUGGCGGUAUUGGUAUUAUAUCUUUCGUUUUAAGCAUGGAGGUUGUGGGUGGCAAAUGGCGGACAAUAAUACCCAUCGUGUACCAAUUGCCUUUCGGACUCGGAAACAGUGUAAUGGCAGUUUUGUCUUACUGGCUCAGAGAUUGGAGGAAGUUGGAGUUUGCUUUGGCAUCGAUUUCUUCAUUUUAUAUGCUCUACUGGAUAUUAAUAACGGAAUCGCCAAAAUGGUUAAUUGCUACAGCACAAAAUGAAAAGGCUCUAGAAGUGUUACGUAGGGCUGCGAAGCAAAAUAACAGGGAAACCUAUUACGAAUAUAUUAAAGAUUCCUUCAUAAUAUGUAAAACUCAAGUGCGAAACGAUCCAGGCUUUAUGGCUUUUAUGAAAUCGGAGAACAUGAGACUCAAAACUAUACUGUUGUCGAUAGAUUGGUUCUGUACCGGACUGGCGUUCUAUACAUUUUCCCAAUAUCUCGGUCUUAUAGGUGGGAAUAUAUUCCUAACAGUAGCAAUAAGUGGAAUAAUAUCCGUUUCCGGUGGGUUAUUCUGUCUCUACAUCGUCACUAGAGUCGGGCGGAAGACGACCGUUUGGAUAUUUCAAAUCAUAACGGCUUUCUGUUUCGUGUUUAUUUUGUGUGUUCGGAAAAAUGCAUUUGCAAACGAUUGGCCGAGGCUACUUUUCGCUGGAUUGGGAUUUGCAGGUUUAUCGGGCACCGUUCCAGCGCUGUAUUUAUUUUCCGGCGAGCUUUUCCCAACUAUAGGCCGCAACUCUGGCGUCGCUGGAGUUACGACGUUUGCACGCAUUGCCGCCAUGACUGCUCCCGCCAUUGUGAGCUUGGACGGCAUUAUGCCAGACCUACCGCUCGUGCUACUGGCUUUGAUGUCGUUCUCCCAAUUAGCUCUGCUAGUUCCACUGCCUGAAACUAAGGACAAGCCGCUACCGGAUACUUUGGCGCAAGCGGAACAUUUUGAUGAAAGGUUAAUACAUACUUACUUCUUCUCUACCUUUGUUCCAUAUUUUCUCACAAAGAAUGUGAAGGUUGACAUCUGUAUGUUAAAAAUCUUUUGUAACAAAAAAAUUCAACUGACUUCAAAAUCACAAAAAUAAACUAAAAAGAGGAACCACGUUAAAGAACCAUCUGAAAAUUCUAAAAGUAUGAUUUAAACGGCUUGAGUUAGUGCAUCACUGGGUUGGCACCGCCUUCAAGGUUAUCAGAAGGUGGCACCUACGAUGUUAUUUUUCGCUUUUUAGUUUAUUUUAGUGA